Messenger RNA from Chara braunii, 1718 nucleotides. The record is from the annotation of a GenBank genome assembly. NCBI's taxonomy places the organism in Eukaryota, Viridiplantae, Streptophyta, Charophyceae, Charales, Characeae.
GCGAGAGAAAGUCUCGUCGACGGGGAGAGCAGAGAUAGUCCCCGGCCUACAAGAGGGGUCCGGUCACUGGACGAUGUCCUCUUCCCACCAUCACGGUUAGUCGCCAUAGACCGCGCUCGUCGGUGAAUAGCGUUUUGUGGAUCAAGAAGACAGCAACCAUGUUGAUUCCAAAGAAGAACCGCACGGAGGUGUACAAGUACCUCUUCAAAGAGGGGGUACUUUAUGCCAAGAAAGACUUCAAUGCGCCGAAGCACCCGGAAAUCGAUGUCCCAAAUCUGCAGGUCAUUAAGCUGAUGCAGAGCUUCAAGUCGAAGGAGUACGUGAAGGAGAGCUUUGCAUGGCGCCACUAUUACUGGUACUUGACAAACGAUGGAAUCGAGUUCCUUCGGACGUACUUGAAUCUGCCAUCAGAGAUUGUUCCCGCUACAUUGAAGAAGUCUGCAAGGCCGCCGACACGUCCUCUCGGCGGCGGUCCCGGUGGAGACCGCCCUCCAAGAGGCCCUCCCAGAUUUGGCGGAGGAGAUCGCCCGUCCUUCGGAGAUAGAGAGGGCUACCGUGCAUCUGGUCCCCCCAGGGGUCCUGGUGGUUUCGGCGAGAAGGGUGGUGCUCCAGGAGAGUACAGGCCUGACUUCCGUGGGCGCGGAUUUGGCCGCGGUGGUGGUGGUGGUGGGUUCGGCGGUGGCGCUCCUCCCGCUCCUGGGGCUCCCCCUGCGGGCGAGUUUUAAAUUGGCGUUUUUUGCAUUCGUUCCCUGCGUGGACUUUUGCGGCGGUGAAGUGAUGAAGUAUAGUUGCUGUCCAUAACCGGUACCGGAGAACGCAGUCGGAGAGAGAGAGGGAGAGAGAGAUGAGAGAGAGAAAGACCUGUGGGCUGUGUCACCAGUCAACGGCACUUGGGCCUGUUCUUAAUUGAAUUCGUAAAAUUGAGUUUCUGAAAGGGCUGUCCUUCGUUUCAUCUCAACGUACUGGCUAUUUCAUCCUUACUCGGUCACAGUUCCGAUGAUGAUGUUGGUGAAUGGAAACGACGAUGAUGACCACACAAAUUGAGUGAUGAUCACACAAGUCGAGUGGUGAUGAUCACGAAUCAAACGGCGAUUGUGAAUCGAAUGGAUUUGAUGAUAAGUCAGUCUGGUGACGAUGGCGACGAUGAUCUAAGGGUGACCUCCGAGUCGUGCUCGUAGGAUGUUAGUUGUGCACGUGACACGCGCAUGCAGACGUAACAUGCUGAAAAUAUGGUGUGGACCUUGCAUCGAAAAUGCUUGCACCACUCCAUAAGUAAGCGAAGGGUAAAGAGAUGUUUGCUAGUUAAUGAUUCGGCCAGUGUUUUAUCAACGUACUGAUAAAAGUCGAGAAGUAUAAUAUGCACACAACAAACAAAGUAACUUGGUGCGAUUGCUUAAUGGAUUUUGUCCGAACAAUGAGAAAAAAAAGCAGAAUUGGGUAGUUAGCGUACAUCGUCAGAAAUACCACGAACAUGAGUGUCGCUCCUCUAUGUCAACCAUGCACGAAAGACGAAAAUCGUGACGGUGUAUGUUUCCAUGUUCUAGCGAAAGAUUCGCUCUCGUUUUGCACAUUUCGACAGUAGUGGAACGAGCCCCCAUGCAUUGAUCUUUCCCUAGUUUGGAGUCCCUCAAAAAGAAAGAUCGAGAGGAAGAAGAGAAUUCAUCCAAUGACAAUGACAUGUUCCGACGACAUAAAUAUGAUAAAAUUAUACUGCAGAG